AUGGUACACGUGGCGUUUGGCCGCUGUUCGUCUUGCGAUUGCGGGAGAAAGAAAGUCUGGCGGACGACCUACGUGUCCCCCUCGCUGCCUCGCUUCUCGACCUCGGCCUCUGUCUCUCUCAACUCUUUCCGGCGCUUGACUGACCCCUAUUUUCAGAUGUCCCGCCGUCGUCCACCGCCUUGGUCUCGUCGACUACUUUAAUCUCCUUGACCAAAUUUCUCACUUUGCUGUUUCAUCUUAGUAGUGAUUUCCCCUUGCUACAAAUUUUUCUGCCUUUUCCAUCAAAAAUUGGAAUCUUCGUGGUUCUUAAAGUUUUGGUCAAAACUUCCCAGCAGCGCAUUUAAAUCUUAACAAAAGAAAGAAUUCAGUUUAAAAGUAAUUUGCUUAUUGUAGUUUUUGAGUUUAUUCAUAAGACUUCCUUCUUGCUAUUUCGAAAUUUUUGAUUUACCAAUAGUGACGCUGUAUGCAUUUUUUACAGUUUCUCAGUCAUCGAUCUGGACGGUUAAUGUAUCCGAAAGCUUUUCAUAAAGUUCCAUAAUUUCCAUCACCAGGAAAGACGUGUAGAGAGACUGAGAGCGGAAAGUGCCAAGGAACUGUCAAUAGUAGGGAAUGGUGGCCCCGAUUGACAGCUAGAGACUCGACCAACUCACACAAAUCGCCUUUUCCGCCUCUCUGUCUUUAUACCAACUCCUUUUCUCAUUCAACAUUUAAAUAUCCUUUUCAAUUGAUAGUUUCCCGUGUCUGGAGCAUCGCCAGCCUCACAGUUUAUUGUUUAGGCGAGCGUAUAGCAUCUGGCGACCAUUUGCUCAUCGCUCUACGCGCAUCCACUUUUUCGCGUCUUUCUUCGUUUUGAGUAUUUUCUCCACCUCACGGUUCCAUUAGGAAGAAAUUCAUAUCUAUUUUGUUUCAGGGAAAAUUUGCCUACGUAAGCCUUCGGAAAAUAUGAAAAGCCUGACGCUGUUUGCCGUUUUGGCGGCUGUAGCCUUCGCCUCUCACCACUCUGCGGACCCUUCCAAAGAUUCCGAGCAUGUGAAAGUGAGUUUUCAUUCUUGGUUACGUUUAAAAAUCAAUAAAAAAAGCAAAAAAAGCCGAAGAACUUUUUUUUUAAAUUUUUUAAUGAUGAAUUUCUCUUUGCACAUUUUUUUCUAAACUUUCUCAAAUCAGUGGUAAAAGAGCCACAUAGAAUAUUGAAAACCUUUACAAAAUUAUAUUACUUCCUCUCGGUCACUAUCUUGAAAAACAUUGGUUUUUUUAUCUAUGGAACUAAAAAAGGAGCUCAUUUCUCAGGUUGAGCAAAAAAUAACCAAGUUGGAUCAAGUUUUCUUGAAAAUUUCUCAAUUUUUGCAGGGUGGAGAGCACGAUAACAAAUAUGACCACGAACAGUUCCUCGGAAAAGACACUGCCGCUGAAUUCGAUGAACUCACUCCUGAGAAGUCCAAGGAAAAGCUCUCGUUAGUUCAAUUCAUCAGGUAAAAAGACAACAUUUUUUUUUUAGAAAGCUCGUCCCUAAGAUGGACUCCGACUCUGACGGAUUCGUUGAAGAGAAAGAAUUGAAGGACCACAUCAACUUCAUGCAGAAACGAUACGUGAACAACGAUGUUGAGAGAACCUGGAAGAACUACAAAGACGAGAAAAUUGUCGAUGGCAAGAUCAAGUGGGCUGACUACAGGUGGGUUCAAUGUGAAUAUUCUUAAGGAGAUUAUGCUUCGAUUUUUUCGUAAGCGGAAAAAAUAGGAUAGUUUUCCCAAUCUAAAAAUAGACUUUUUUGGCGUUUUUGAGGGCGAAAGUUUAGAAAAAAACCUUUCAAAUAUUUUUUGCGUUUCUACUUUCUUACGGUACGACAUAUAGCAGAGCGCAGUUUGAGAGUUAAAUAGAAAAUUCGUGAAUAUUUUCAGGUUCCCUCAAGGAUACUUUUUAUUAAAAUUUUUCCACAAGAAGAUCGAUGAAAAAAAAAUCAAUAUUUUCCUAAGUAUACAAAAAAGGCUUCUUUUCCAGAGAAAUGGUCUAUGGAUCUGCUGACGGAGCAGGACAGGAACUCUCUCCUGAAUACGCCAAGAUGAUCGCUCGUGAUGAAAAGAGAUGGGCUGCCUCAGACUACGACUCCAACGGUGCUCUUGACCGCACCGAGUACGGCUGCUUCAUGCAUCCUGAAGACUGCGAUCACAUGCGUGACAUUGUUGUUGCGGUUAGUUAUAUCUAAAUCUGAGAAUAUUUAUUUGAUCUCUCUGCUCCAGGAAACCGUUGACGACAUCGACAAGAACAAGGACGGAUCUGUCGACCUGGAAGAGUACAUCGGAGACAUGUACCGCCCAGAAGACUAUCCAGAGCUCAACGGAAAGGAGCCUGACUGGGUGCAGAGCGAGCGCGACAUGUUCAAGGAGCACCGUGACAAGAACGCCGACGGCAAGCUCGACCAGGAAGAAAUGCGCGACUGGAUCAUGCCGGUCGGCUUUGAUCAUGCCGAGGCUGAGGCUCGUCACUUGGUCGGAAUCGCCGACGACAACAAGGUAAAUCGUAGCCUCAUAAUGUUCUCAAAAUUAGUCUCCUGAUUCUAGGACGGAAAACUGUCUCUGGAAGAAAUCGUUGCCCACUACGACACCUUUGUUGGCUCGCAGGCUACCGACUACGGAGAGCAGCUCCAGAAACACGACCCCGCUGAGCUCUAA
Messenger RNA from Caenorhabditis auriculariae, 2666 nucleotides. NCBI's taxonomy places the organism in Eukaryota, Metazoa, Nematoda, Chromadorea, Rhabditida, Rhabditidae. The record is from the annotation of a GenBank genome assembly.